Messenger RNA from Episyrphus balteatus (marmalade hoverfly), 423 nucleotides. RefSeq lists its product as uncharacterized. The record is from RefSeq and is a predicted model, not a curated record. The transcript is spliced from 4 exons. Lineage: Eukaryota; Metazoa; Arthropoda; Insecta; Diptera; Syrphidae. The coding region runs from base 1 to 423 and encodes 140 amino acids.
AUGGGAAAGCGACCAUUCAAUCUUUACUUUACUGAACUUAAUUGUUCGCUAUACAACGAACCAGGUGAAGAAUUCAAAUGUUGGUAUCACAAUAUUAAAUAUCGAACCUUUGUGGAUGGAUUUUUAAUUAUGUCCAAAGACGUAAACGCUUUUCAAAUGAGAGCUAAAUGUGAAAUUAUACGUUCGGAGGGUAGCGCGCCUAUGACUCUAUUUGACUUUACUACAGAUGGUUGUCGUUUGCUGGAUGUAGCUUCAGGAAAUAAUAUCCUUAAAGUUUCACUAGAUUAUAUGAGAAAAUCAGGACAUUUUCCAGAUCGAUGUCCUUUGGUUGCUAAAGAAAACUAUAGUCUUACAAACUUCUAUGUUGAUGCGGAUAUGCUACCAUCAUACACACCAGAAUGUAAGUGCAACAUGUCCACAUGA